AUGUUGGAAAAGCAUGUAGCUUCCACGCCUUCCGUUGCUUUUCUACAUCAACUACAGCAGCAUGUGGCCAAUCAGCCAGCGCUUGAGCAGAUUACAGAGAGAAUGGAUUCUAUCAAUCUUCAUACUACUCUUUCAGCUUCUCCCAACAGGAAGUAUAUUGAGGAGGCACUUAUUGUCGGACAAGAUUCUGCAUCAACCAGAAUGAUGGAGCUCAUUCAUUCACAACAGCACAAGAACGUGUCUCGUUUCGGCCUUGUUGGGAAAGGCGGGGCCGGUAAGACUCUACUACUUAAACGACUCUUCAACAGUCACCAGGUACAGACUCUCUUUUGCAAUGACUUGAUACUUUGGCUUACUGUUUCACAAACUCCAUCUUUCAAUGCUCUGCGAAAUGCUCUUUUCAAACAAAUAGCUCUUAAAGUAAACGAAAGACUGGACAGUACAGAGGAAGACAAUGUGAAAACUUGGUUGAAUCAAAGCAUGAGAAAACACAAGUUUGCUCUGUUUUUAGAUGAUGUUUGGGAAACAAGCGCAACAUCACUGUUAGAGGAGCUGUGUGUUCCUCUCUCGCCACUCCACAACUCCAACAUCAUCAUUGCCACUUCCAGAAGUAAGACCGUGCUCUCGCAGUUGGGUGUUCCAGCUCCAUCAAUCAUCCAAAUGCAAGACUUGACUGAGGAUGACAGCUGGAGAUUGUUUUCAGCCCAUGCUUUUCCACACGGCGAUGGAGUUUUGCCAGUGAGCAUUGAUCAAGAAAUAGCGAGGCGCGUUUGCAACGAGUGCGGAGGGCUUCCAUUAGCCAUCAAAGUAGUCGGGCAGGCAAUGGCAGGCUUCUCUCAGUCAAAUGAAUGGGAAUUCGCACUCCAGAGGUUGCAGAAAGAUGUUACACACUCGCUUUCAAGCAGGUUGAGAUUAAGCUACGACGCUUUGUCCAACUUACCAGGCUAUGGCAUUUCCUUGCAGUUGUGCUUCGUCUGCCUCGCUGCUUUCUCAGAAGACGAAGUCAUCCAUACUGGAAUUGCUGUUGGGUACUGGAUGGGAGAAGGGCUGGUGGCCGGACCGGAUCCUCUACAAAUUGGAGAGAUAUACGUCAAUUUGUUAGCGGACCGAUGCCUUAUUGAACCAAUCCUGAAGAAUCAAGACGGAAAGGUGAUCAAUUUCAGGGUGCACGAUGUAUUACACCAUUUUUUAGCACACCAAAUUGCUGAAAAGGAAGAAAAUUGCUUCUUUCAAGCAGGCAAAGGCUUAGUAGAGUUUCCCGGUGAUGACUGUGAGGGACACAUAAGAAUUUCUUUAAGGGACAACAGUUUGACUAAAGUUCCAAAGGCUUUCGGAGCUCCCUAUAUCCGCUCCUUGCUACUCACUGGUAAUACUUCUUUGACAGAAAUUCCAAAGGAAGUAAUUCGUAGCAUGACCGCUCUCAGGGUCCUAGAUUUGUCACGGACUGCAAUCCAAUCUUUGCCAAGAAACAUGGGAAGUUUGAAGCAUUUAGUGUGCCUGUCAUUGUGCUGUGUGUAA
This is a messenger RNA of Cryptomeria japonica (Japanese cedar), 1518 nucleotides long. Its product is annotated as probable disease resistance protein At4g27220. The record is from RefSeq and is a predicted model, not a curated record. The transcript has a single exon. Bases 1 to 1518 code for a protein of 505 amino acids. Lineage: Eukaryota; Viridiplantae; Streptophyta; Pinopsida; Cupressales; Cupressaceae. Gene Ontology annotation, molecular function: ADP binding; protein binding. Gene Ontology annotation, biological process: defense response to other organism.